GGCAUGGGAGCCAUCUUCGAACAGUUGAGGACGCUAUGGCAGUCUGCGUUUGGUUACUUUUGGUCCUGACACUGAGCGCCGCACUGGAUAGCGGCAGCAGCUACUCGAACAACAGCAGCAAACUGUUGGCAGUGCUGAAUGCAUCUGCUCCUGCAAGCGAAGUGCUCUUCCACAUCGAUGUGUGGACUGGCGAAGCGGACGUGGCAGGAGCAUUGAGAGGUCCCGCUGCCAGCAACCUAGAGUCCGUAAUCCGCUCUGAGGUGAGCGGCGACUGGAAGCGUGGACAGGUGGUGCUUCUAUUAGCGAAUCAAGCGCGAACGCCGGAGCUGAAGCGAGCCAUUUAUACUGGACUCUGGAAGGAGUUGAAGCAGACCAAACAGAUCUACGAUCCGCUCAAGAUCUUGGACUUUUACGAUCAACUCGCGCUCAAUUCGGAUGUUCCGCCAGCACUGCUGGAGCUGGUCCAUCGGGCAUUUAUCUCACGCAGCGCGCAGCUGAUGGAAGCUCCUUUCCACACGAACAGUCGCACGGCAACAUUCCCGCUGGUCGAUUCGCUGCUGCAUCGCUUGACUUUCAGCGCCUUAGACUAUCUGCGUGAUAUACUGGCGGCGCUCUACGAUGCGGUGCUGGCCCUGGAGACGCCUUUGAGUGUGGUCGAGCGUCUGGGCAACUUUACGGGCAGCCUCACGCAGCUGGCUUUGGCCAACCUCCAGUUGCUGCAGCGUGAAGAGCUCACGAGGGAGGAUGCCCAAGCAGAAGUCUUGGAUCUGGCCAUGCAGGACAAUCUGCGACGGCUGCUGGAGCAGCCCAACUUUGAGCAGGAAGUGGACGCGUCGCUGCGACAGCAGAUCUAUGCGCAGCUUCCAAUGGAUGAGCAGCUGCUGUACACCGCGCGCAAGGUGUGCAUCCGCAACGUGACGGACAGCAAUGCCUACAUCUACGAGUGCCCGCAAACGUAUCUGAUCUGCAGCAAUGCGCGGGAUCCCAAGAAGGCGGCGUACUACGUGCAGCGUGGCCACAGCCUCAACGACAGUCGACCACAGUUUGCUUUCUACAGCGCCUUCUGGCGUAAUCGAUACAUCCUGAUGGAGCCAUCACCGCUGGCAGCCAGCAAUGCAACGAAUGCGAUUACCAAGAACGUCUACAGCCGGGCCAACAUCAGCUGGUGGCGUGUGGUUUAUCGCAAUGGUGGAGUUUCCUUCUACGAUGCAGCAACCGAAAACUCCGUGCUGUGCGGCGGUGAUCCCAUCCACUUUGAUGGCUUGGAGCGGCACGUCUACACACGCAAGGCAUCGGAGUUUGCAGCCCAUCGAGCGGAGUGCACCUGGAGCGUCGAGGAUUGCAGCGAUGCCGCCUAGCUGUAGAUAGAGAGGGAGAAAUCACACCCUCAAUAAUUAUUUCUAUGUUUAUUUGUCAAUAAAAAGGCACAGGAAAAUGUAA
Messenger RNA from Drosophila guanche, 1440 nucleotides. RefSeq lists its product as uncharacterized. The record is from RefSeq and is a predicted model, not a curated record. The transcript has a single exon. NCBI's taxonomy places the organism in Eukaryota, Metazoa, Arthropoda, Insecta, Diptera, Drosophilidae. Bases 36 to 1358 code for a protein of 440 amino acids.